ACAAUGGCUGGUCAGUCUGGUUUCUUCACUGCCACACAGAGGGGAAAGGGGAAUUUUCUACCAACCUUUACUUGGCGUUCCUUCCAGUAAUCCAACAAUGUGUACGCUGCCAUCUGUCUAUUUCAAAUAUUGUCAUUGAUUGAGACGGGUGAGUGUCAUUCAACCAGUGGUUAAAUUGGGAAGUGUGUGUGUGUGUGUGUGUGUGUGUGUGUGUGUGUGUGUGUGUGGUGGGGUACUCAGCCAAGGUUGUAGCCAGCUGACUAGCUCUAGAGUACUCAAGCCUUACCCAGCGGUAGAAUUCUCAAUCAAUCCCGCAUAUAACAGCUGGAUCAAUGAACUACAAUACUGACGCGCUGUUGUAACGUUUAGGAACCUUACUAAUCCUGUUUGUGAUACGGUUUUGGAAACCUUUGGAACUUAACUUUCACAUCAGCGAGAAAAAAUAUUGCAAAUACAAAAGAUAAACUUACUGUAGGCAGUUUAGCAAAGUUGCGUCCUGGUUGCUCCCGGCAGAAUUUAACAACACUGGGCAAACCAAGGUAAGAAACUUCCUCCCCAGUUAAGCUCCCGGUGACGGGGGGAAGAAGUGUAGUCUUGGUUAGGGUUAGGCGGUGUUCUUGUAAAUAGCCGGGUGCAAACAGGAAGCAACUUUGCUAAACUACAUACAAGUGUACGUGUAUCUUUUGUAUUUGAACAAUUAUUUCUCGCUUAUAUGAAAGUUUAAUACCAAAUGUUUCCAAAACUCUAUCGCAUGUGAGGUGUAGGCCGGGCCCUAUAGGCCUAUUUGAAUUUAGAUAGUUUCAGCGCUCCGUCAGCCGCCGUUGCAUUGGCCCUCAACUAAUCAUAACGGAAAUUGAAUGACUCCAAUGCAUCAAUUGGUGUCAUGAGAAGCGCUAGUAGCUAACCGGUUUGAUUCAGCUCAGAUCUCUGCUAAUGUGUUAAACGCCAUUCGCUACGCGCCUAAUCCAUGUUGCUGCUAAAAACUGUUUUUAAAAGGGUCCAACUUGCAAAUUUUUAGGAGUUGAGAAAUAAAUGUAAGUAGAAUAGAAAGCUGUGAUCCUGGUCUUUUAACAGUGGCAAUUAACCUGCUUUCAAAAGUGUUUCCCCAUGACAGCAUUAAUUAAGAAUGUUGUGCAAUGACUGGGCAUACAUGUUUUUCUCCCUGUGCCACUCGCAAUUUGAAAGCACCCAGAGGAGUAUUAUUUUCUCCCAUAGAAUGCGACAAGCUGACCAAUUGAAUAGGUAAACUCUUCUACUAUGGGGUUGUAAACUGUUGAUUACUCGUGUUGUUGACUGAGGAAAUAUUAAAUGUGGACAACAAUUUUUCAUUAUAAAAUUAGCAUUACCAAAGGUGAUGGAGAUCCGCCUGGCUCUAAUUUCGAUCAUAGGUGCAGGGUCCAGGACCCGGCCCAAUUCAACCCAUUCAAGAUUUCUGAGUCGCACUCAUGACAUACAGAACUUUGGGGUGGACACCCACCUGUCUCAAGAAGGUUUGAAAUAGACAAGAUGGUGGUGUACACGUUGUUGGAUUACUUAUUGGAGCAAAAUAUUCAUUUACAUUUAAUAAUGGAGCAUUUUCUAAAUUCAAAUGAACCAUCUGCAACUAGCAAUGUGUUGUCUUCCAUGUCGGGAAUUGAGGAAGUAUCGACAAGUAAAGAAUGUCAUGAAGAUUGCCUCUUUAAAUUUGGGACAUAAUACAUCAAUUGACAAUGGCAUAAAGAGCAGUGAUGCCAGUGUACAGCGGUUUGACAAGAGUCUGGAAGAGUUUUAUGCCCUGUGUGAUCAGCUGGAACUCUGCUUACGGCUUGCCUACGAGUGCUUAUCCCAGAGCAUUGACAGUGCCAAGCACUCUCCUAACCUGGUCCCAACAGCCACCAAGCCUGAUACCGUACAGACAGAGUCCCUGUCCUACUCACAGUACCUCAGCAUGAUCAAGUCACAGAUCUCCUGCGCCAAAGACAUUCACAAUGCUCUACUGGAGUGCUCCAAGAAAAUCGCAGGAAAAGGCCAGCCACCAGGAAUCCUGUAAUAAUGGGCAUUUCAUUAUACCAUCACAUGGUUGUUAUUUUUUCUAAAGUUAUUUAUAUAUUUUUUGUAAUGAUUGAUAAGGACAUACAAAGUUGAAUAACUGUUUAACGGAUGCCCCUCAUCACUUUUCUUACCCCGCAAAAUCAGAAAAGUAGCAACAAUGAUCCGACUCUCGUUAAUUUCUCUCUUGAGUCGGAACGGUGCUUUGCCAGAAUGUUGACCAUUUUCGUCAGCAUGCUAGCUUAUGCUAUAGCAGCCAAUUGGAUUCCAUGAAAAUACGACGGUUAGCGUUGGGGGGAAUUCAACAACACAACGGAAGUGUUGUUGAAUCUAAUGGGUUGCUAUAUCAUUAGCUAACCUAGCAUGCAGACAAAAGGCAGUUUAACUAAAAACGAUCAGUAUUUCAAUCUUCUCGAUUCACCAUUCAUCAUUUCGGGACGAUUAGGAGUACAGCGAAAUAUUCCAUCUCUGGAUUGAGGUACGUUUUCCCAACCAUAUACCGCGCCGGGCUCUGGUAGUCCAAAUUCUGGCACAGCACCGUUCUGAAUUCAAGAGAGAAAUUAACGAGUCGGAUCAUUUUGACUACCGCGGAGUUCAGCUUUAAUCAAGUUUGUAUGCCCUAAGAUGUAAAUAUUAUUAUUUUGUUUUGUCACAAGUAGUGCACAUUACUUAAUAUGACCUCCAGAGGGGUGACCGAGUCAUGAGUUGGAAUUCUGUACCAACGCUGUCCAAUAUCAGCUACUAUUCAACCGAACUGCAAACCUCUGUGUGGCAGAGUAGCUUUGUCUUAAUUAUAAUAAACCUUUUUUACUCACUUUAA
Messenger RNA from Coregonus clupeaformis (lake whitefish), 2848 nucleotides. Its product is annotated as mediator of RNA polymerase II transcription subunit 29. Gene Ontology annotation, cellular component: mediator complex. The transcript is spliced from 4 exons. NCBI's taxonomy places the organism in Eukaryota, Metazoa, Chordata, Actinopteri, Salmoniformes, Salmonidae. The record is from RefSeq and is a predicted model, not a curated record. Gene Ontology annotation, biological process: regulation of transcription by RNA polymerase II. Bases 1589 to 2029 code for a protein of 146 amino acids. Gene Ontology annotation, molecular function: transcription factor binding; transcription coregulator activity.